This is a messenger RNA of Leishmania mexicana MHOM/GT/2001/U1103, 1326 nucleotides long. RefSeq names its product putative ABC transporter. Lineage: Eukaryota; Euglenozoa; Kinetoplastea; Trypanosomatida; Trypanosomatidae. The record is from RefSeq and is a predicted model, not a curated record. The coding region runs from base 1 to 1326 and encodes 441 amino acids. The transcript has a single exon. Gene Ontology annotation, molecular function: ATP hydrolysis activity; ATP binding.
AUGAUUGGUGCUCCAUGGCCACCCGAGGCGGUGUUCGGUAACACUGUGGACCGCGUGGCCUCGCCGGCGCCGGUACCAGAGCGCAAGACGCGCAUCGCCGAUGCGCUGCACCUGCGCCUCUCCCGCUUCGUGGACAAGAUGAGCUGGGGAGAAAAGAGACGGGUUCAGAUACUUCAUGGCAUGCUCUACCCCGCCACCGUGUACCUCCUCGACGAGUGCAGCACCGACAUCGACGUUGCAGAGCGGCACACUGUGCUGGAACUGGUACGGCAGGAGUGCGAGGCGAAGGAUGGGUGCUGCGUGUAUGCGACCCACAUCCUCGACGGUAUCGAAGGCUGGGCUACCCACCUGCUUCUCAUGGAGGGAGGCCGCGUAGUGGACUUCAAGGCGGUGGAAAAACUCACCAUGCCCUUGGAGGACUACGCGCUCCAGCUCAUGGGCAAGCGCGCCCACGCCGCUCGCGGCGUCGACGCCGUGGCGGCGCCGUCGCUGUCGCACCGGAGUUCUGCGGCGAUUUCAACGACGUCUUCAGCGUGCCCAACGACAUGUGCAGCCGCCUCCCCAACCUCCGCGACAGCCGACACGCCGGUCACGUACUGGCCACAAGGGAAAACGGGCGAGGAACAGAGCGAAGUCGUCAUCAACUGUGCGCACCUGAACUAUAAGGAUGUUUUUGAGAACUUGUCGUUUCAGGUGUUCCGCGGCGAGCGGGUGCUGCUGUGCGGCGGUAACGGCACCGGCAAGUCCACCUUGCUGAACAUGCUUGGCGGAAAGCAGUUCUUUGACAACCGCCACGGCUCUCUCUCCGUGCUUGGUAAGCGGUGCUACGAUGACAUGCUGCUGAACGCUCUUGUUAGCUAUGGUGGCGAUUGGUGGACUGCCGUGCCUGGUGGGGAGGUGCACGUGCGCGAAAUGCUCCAGCUUUGCACCUCUCGUGCCGAGCGCUUGCGUGAGAUGCUGGCCGUGGACAUGGACUGGGAUGUGCGGCACAUCAGCGCUGGAGAGCAGAAGCGUGUGCAGCUGCUCUUGCACUUGCUGGAUGACAAGCCCGUCGUGCUGCUUGAUGAGGCGACCACGGACCUGGACGUUUAUCAGCGCCACAGCCUCCUGCAGUUCCUCUACGAAGAGAGCGUGCAGCGCGGGGUGACAGUCGUCUACUCGACGCACAUUUUCGGAGGUCUGGAGGGCUGGGCCAACGUUGUGGUACUACUGGACCGGACCGUGCGCGGCGCUCAUGCGGUGUGGCGCGCCUCUGAAGCGCAGCCCAUCUCACUGCAGCGCGUUGUCGAUACAAUCGUUGCUCUCAAGUCGCGAGAGGUCUUUUGA